UUUUUGUGAAGUUAGUGAGGCUUAAUGAAAAAUUUCCAUAUUUCCAUUCUCAUAAUUUGGGGCGCUCAAGCGGAUGACGAUCCUGGGUCGUGUCUCCUAGGUGUCAGGUUUCAUUAAUCGGAAAAGAAGAUGGCUGAGUCUUACUCAAAGGAUAGUACAACGGGGGCGAUUGAUAAAUACAAUGUCGAAGCAGCUGAGAUUCUUGCUAAUAGUGUGCUGCAUUUGCCUGUUACACAGUCGGCGCCUGUAUACGAGCAACUUUUAUCGGUCUUUCCCACAGCUGCAAAAUAUUGGAAGCAGUAUGUGGAGGCACACAUGGCUGUAAAUAAUGAUGAUGCUACAAGGCAGAUAUUUAGCCGCUGUUUAUUAAACUGUCUCCAAGUUCCUCUUUGGAGAUGCUACAUUCGGUUCAUUAGGAAAGUCAAUGAGAAGAAGGGUGUAGAGGGUCAGGAAGAGACUAGAAAAGCUUUUGAUUUUAUGCUCAGCCAUGUUGGAUCUGACAUAGCAUCUGGACCUAUAUGGCUGGAAUACAUCACCUUUUUAAAGUCAUUGCCGGCUCUAAACACACAGGAAGAAUCACAACGGAUGACUGCUGUGCGUAAAGCAUAUCAAAAAGCUAUUGUUACUCCUACCCAUCAUGUUGAGCAACUAUGGAAGGACUAUGAAAAUUUUGAAAAUUCGGUUAGCCGUCAACUGGCCAAGGGACUUUUAUCUGAUUAUCAACCAAAGUAUAACAGUGCUAGGGCUGUGUAUAGGGAACGGAAGAAAUAUGUUGAUGAAAUUGAUUGGAAUAUGCUUGCUGUACCCCCAACUGGCUCUUACAAGGAAGAAUUGCAGUGGAUGGCUUGGAAGAGGCUAUUGGCCUUCGAAAAGGGAAAUCCUCAAAGGAUAGACAAUGCAUUGUCCAACAAGCGAAUUAUAUUCACCUAUGAGCAGUGUCUGAUGUAUUUGUACCAUUAUCCUGAUAUAUGGUAUGACUAUGCUAUAUGGCAUGCAAAAAGUGGCUCUGUAGAUGCUGCAAUCAAAGUAUUUCAGCGUUCUUUGAAGGCUCUUCCAGAUUCAGAAAUGCUGAGGUAUGCUUUUGCAGAACUGGAGGAAUCUCGUGGAGCAAUUCAGGCAGCAAAAAAUUUAUAUGAAAGCCUUUUGGCAGACGGUGUUAAUGCAACAGCUCUGGCACAUAUACAAUUUAUUCGUUUCCUAAGAAGAAACGAAGGAGUUGAAGCAGCUCGCAAGUACUUCCUUGAUGCUCGCAAAUCCCCAAACUUCACAUACCAUGUAUACGUUGCUUAUGCCUUGAUGGCAUUCUGCCUUGACAAGGAUCCAAAGGUUGCGCACAAUGUUUUUGAAGCUGGAUUGAAACGUUUUAUGCAUGAGCCAAUGUAUAUCCUUGAAUAUGCAGAUUUUUUGUCUCGCUUGAAUGAUGACAGGAACAUUCGGGCUUUAUUUGAGCGGGCUUUGAGCUCACUCCCGCCUGAAGAAUCCAUUGAGGUGUGGAAACGAUUCACCCAAUUUGAGCAAAUGUAUGGAGAUCUAGAUAGCAUGUUGAAGGUUGAGCAAAGACGAAAAGAAGCUCUUUCGAGGACUGGUGAAGAGGGAGCAACUGCAUUAGAGGGUUCAUUGCAAGAUGUCGUAUCACGCUAUAGUUUCAUGGAUCUUUGGCCCUGCUCUUCUAAGGAUCUGGAUCAUUUGGUCCGGCAAGAGUGGCUUGCCAAAAACGUUAACAAGAAAGUGGACAAGACAGCUUUCCCUAAUGGACCUGGAGUUGUUAGUACAGAUAGGGGUCCAUCUGGCCUGCCGAGCAAUUCAACUACAUCUGCUAAAGUUAUUUAUCCAGAUACUUCUCAGAUGGCAAUUUAUGAUCCAAGGCAAAAGCCUGGAAUUGGAAUUUCUCCUAGUACAACAUCAUCUGGAGCCGCUUCCAACAUGUCUAAUCCCAUGGUUGCAAUGGUGGGUAGUGGAACAAUGAAUACAUUUGAUGAAAUACUGAAGGCAACACCGCCUGCAUUGGUAGCGUUUUUAGCAAACUUACCUGCUGUUGAAGGUCCAACACCGAAUGUGGAUGUUGUUUUAUCAAUUUGUUUGCAGAGUGACAUACCAAGAGGGCAGACUGGGAAAUCGGGGACUUUCCCUGCUCAAACACCAGCAGGCCCUGCUAUUAGUGCAAGUGAUGUCUCUGGCUCCACCAGAUCCCAUCCUGUCCCAAGUGGUUCCUCGUUUAAACAAACAAGAGACAAGCAAUCCCUCAAAAGAAAGGAUUUGGACAGGCAAGACGAGGAUGAAACCACAACUGUGCAAAGCCAGCCAUUACCCAGGGAUGUUUUUAGGAUACGACAGAUGCGGAAAGCUCGAGGAAGUGCUAGUUCACAGACAGGAUCAGCAUCAUAUGGAAGCGCUCUUUCUGGAGAUCUCUCUGGUAGCACUGGCUGAUGUACCACACAGCUACUACAACCACUGUAUGCUAGAAUUAUCUGUCUACCACAAGUUUUGAAACUUACCAUGUUAAUUUAUCAGUUAAAGCUCAAAAUGCUGGUUUCUUAGCCAAGGGAAUUGAACAACUAAUUUCAAUUUUAAUUAUAUUACAUUGAUAUUUAUGGGUAACCAAUUAG
This is a messenger RNA of Pistacia vera, 2606 nucleotides long. RefSeq names its product cleavage stimulation factor subunit 77. Lineage: Eukaryota; Viridiplantae; Streptophyta; Magnoliopsida; Sapindales; Anacardiaceae. Bases 130 to 2427 code for a protein of 765 amino acids. Gene Ontology annotation, molecular function: mRNA binding; protein binding. Gene Ontology annotation, cellular component: nucleus. The record is from RefSeq and is a predicted model, not a curated record. Gene Ontology annotation, biological process: mRNA 3'-end processing. The transcript has 23 exons.